This is a messenger RNA of Tupaia belangeri chinensis (Chinese tree shrew), 1083 nucleotides long. It is a transcript of the gene ZNF414, whose product is annotated as zinc finger protein 414. The transcript is spliced from 8 exons. The record is from RefSeq and is a predicted model, not a curated record. NCBI's taxonomy places the organism in Eukaryota, Metazoa, Chordata, Mammalia, Scandentia, Tupaiidae. The annotation marks the transcript as partial.
CCACACCCACCAGGGCCACGCCCCUGCCACGUAAAAGACCUCCCACCUGCCCAAAUUGGGAACAAGAGGCUGCUUCUCUCCUGCUCUUGGGAUGAUGAGGAACCGUCGGAGCCCAACCCGGGCAUGCAGGCCACUGCAGAGCCCAGCUCCAGUGAAACCGACAAGGAGGCGUUGUCCCCGGUGGUGGCUGCCACAGCCACCUCCUCCUCCAUGGGGGAGGAGCCAGGCCCUGACCGGGCAGCCACACCCCCAGUGUGGGACCGUGGAGGGCCCGGAGGGACACAGCAAGUUGCCGCUGCCCCCGUCCCAGAUAGCUGCCAGCCAGGCCCUGGACCCAGCCCUGGCUCCACCAGCACAAUCCCCGGGACCAGCGAGGACCUGCGGCUUCCCAGACGUCGCCCGACACCAGGGAAGCAGAUUCCCUGCUCCAGCCCCGGCUGCUGCCUCAGUUUCCCCAGCAUUCGCGACUUGGCCCAGCAUCUGCGUACCCAUUGCCCACCCACACAGUCCCUGGAAGGCAAGCUGUUCCGAUGCUCCACCCUGAGCUGUACGGAGACCUUUCCCAGCAUGCAGGAGCUGGUGGCUCACGGGAAGCUGCACUACAAGCCCAACCGCUACUUCAAGUGUGAGAACUGCCUCUUGCGCUUCCGCACGCACCGCUCGCUCUUCAAGCAUCUGCACGUUUGCGCGGAGCACGCCCCCCCACGCCUGCGCCCCUUCCUGGCCGCCUCGCCCGGGCCGCCAGCCUCUAACGCCGCCGUUUGGAAAAAGAGCCAAGGUGCUGGCGGCAGCCCGCGGAGACCCCAGGGCGGCUCCGAUGCGCCCUCAGAGGGCCGGGGGCCGGGGGCAAGGGGCGCGGCCGAGGCUCAGGCGCCCCCUCUUCUGCCCCACCCAGACUCGGCCCCGCUUGCGUCCAAGUCCAAGGUGUCACCGCUGCUGUCGGAGGGGGAUCCGGUUUUCUCACCGCUCUGAACCCCACCGCGCUGGGGGUGGGGCUGGGCCCUGGGGUGUGCAUAGUUUUGUAAUUUGGGGAGGGAGGACAAUAAAGGAGGCGGUUGAGCCCGCAGCCUGUGCUGUGUCUGG